AUGGUCAAGUGGAACAAGGUGACCGCGCAUGCGCUGCCCAAGCGCUUCUUCCGGGUCGUCAUUUUCUGCAUGCACGUCUCGGGUGCGGGGUACCUCGCGCUCAUGGGCUACGGUCACUGGUACCUGACGCAGACGGCCGGCGGCUACGACUACGCGACAGUCCUGCGGCUCUUCCAGCCCGUGAGUGCGUCGGUCGCUGUCUUUGCAAGCCUCGCGUCGCUCCACGCACUCUACAUUGUGCGCUUGCUGUUGCGCAGCGUCAAACGACACGCGCCGUGCAAGCAGUACACGAUCGAGACGCCGCCGCCGUCCUCGAAUCCCUGCGUGCGAUGGCUCGCGGCGCUGCGCGAGGUGCGCCGUCUAUUCCGCGUCGACGGCCCGCACUACGAGUACAAGCUCGCGACCAAGCACGUGGUCGUCGCCGCUUCCCAAACCUACCGCGCGUACUCGACAAGCGCGCUUGUCGGCGUGAGCUCGAUCAACGCCGUCUUCUCGUGCCUCCUCUUUGCCUACGGCGUCGUCGUCCCGGGCCUUUGGCGGUUUGCGCACAUGCCCAAGCAGGCGCGCCGCCAAUAUACACUGGUUGCGACAAUCGCGAUCAACUACGCGGCCAACAUCCUGCUCCCCACGUGGAUCCUGUCGCCGUAUUUCGACUACUUUACGCGGCCCGACGCGGCCACGCUCGCGUACGGCGAUACAUUCUACCCGAUUGGCGUCUCGGUGUGCCAAAGCAUCCUCGUGACCUCGACGCUCGACUUGGUUCUCACGGCCAUCACGCACAUCUUUCUCAUGACGGCCAUGGCAGACUUUCUGCGCAGCUUGGACCUGCCGCCGUCCACACGCCGCGUCUCGUCGUCGGUCGCCAGCGGAGCGCUCCCGACCAAGUGCUACAUGACGCUCAUGCGCGUCUUCAACCGCGCCGUCCUCGCCGGCUACGUCGCCAGCGUCCUCUGGGCGCUUGGCAUGAUCGUCUUCAACUACACGGCGUGGGCGCAUCCGCCGUGCAUGCGCGGGUGUCUCGCGCAAACCUACCCCUGGCUCACGGGCAAGUGUGCAUGCACCGUGCUUGAGACGACCUGCGACGGUGUCAACGACACACUCACACUGCCGCCAAGGGACAGUCUUGAAGUCCGGUCGCUCGUCUUUCUCAUCAUCUCGCACUGCCCGCGGCUGGUCAUGCCACCGUCACUGCAGGCGUUUACGAAUCUCAUUGGCCUCGAGAUCUUCAAUUCGACGCUCGUCACGUGGGACGAGAGUGCUAGCAUUGCGCCGUUGACGCGCUUCUCGUACGCGAUGAUCGUGAGCACCAACAUGACCGACUUGCCGCUCGGGCUCUUCACGAACGCGCCGUCGACGUUCAUCGACCUCGAGAUUUCUGGUACAAAUUUGCACCAGAUCUCGCUGCACCCAGAUCUGCUCACGACGCUCACCGUGCUCUACAUCGAGUACGGCCUUCUGGACGCGUUCCCGUACCAGCUCACGAGUCUGCCUCUGCUGAACGAACUCUCGCUCUUCAGCAACAACAUCCCGUCGGUACCCGAGAACCUCUCGCUCCCGAGCCUCAACUACCUCCAGCUCGCCAGCAACCCACUGAGUCAGACGAUCCCAGACGCCGCGUUCACGCUCCCUGCUCUCUGGGAAAUGAACGUCGACCUCUCGAACGUGUCGGCCUUUCCGACCAAUGCGUCGGUCUAUGGCAGCGCGCUCUACGUGAUCGGCGCGUAUAACAGCACGUACUGCUUCUUGCGCGACAAUGCAACGUGCGCCGAGACGCCCGACUGCGCGCUCGUCUCGUGCGAACCCAACGACUACCUGCUUGGGUACUUUCCAGUCGACGAGAUCCACGCACUGCGCAGCGCGACGGCGCCCACGUUCUUGGAAUAG
Molecule: messenger RNA, 1884 nt
Organism: Saprolegnia parasitica CBS 223.65
Lineage: Eukaryota; Oomycota; Saprolegniomycetes; Saprolegniales; Saprolegniaceae
Exons: 2
Coding region: 1-1884 (627 amino acids)
Molecular function (GO): protein binding
Source: RefSeq, a predicted model, not a curated record